UAAAGAUUGUUCAGAAGUAUAUUUAAGCCCACGUUCAGAAUCUCAUGAGUCGCCUGAACAAAAAGAUAUGUCGAUCGAAUUAGAUCCUUUCUCUUCACUAAUGAACAAACUGAAAGUUUGUGCUGAAAGUGACAAAAUUAUUUGGGAAGUCUACCAUGAAAAUAUUGAAAGGAACCUGUUUGUAAUUGGUUUUGUAUCUUCUUCAUUGUUAGUAGUAAUUUAUUUAAAGGAUAACUUUGAUGCUUUAGGUGACGAGCUUAUUAAAGAAAUUAAAAUAUAUUCUCGCCUGGCAGACGAUGCUGACGCAUUAAUAAGCUUAGUUCAUCGAAUAAUCAUGGAAAAAUUAGAUGCUCAAGUAUUGGCGGAUUUAUGCAAAAAUUGCGGGGAUAUUUUUUCAAUACUAGAUAAUAUUUCAAAAGAAGUAAAACUAGCUAUGGAUUUUAUGUUCGAUGUGGAACGUAUAAGAGACAUAAAUUUGAUGGAAAUAACUCGUGACAGCGUAUCUUUCAUAGCAUUUGCCAAAAGGAAAGACAUUAUAUUGAGGGUCACAGUAGACAUUAAACCAUUUCACAAAAUUGAAUCCAAAGAUAUUUCUGUACAUUGUAGAUUAGGGUCUGUAAGAGAGGAGGAUGUUAAACUGUUAAUAACGAAUAUAAAACGAGACUAUAAAUUUUUAAGGAGAUACAUAAGUGACGUGAAAGAUUACAUAUACUUGAUGGAAGAAUCUGUUAAUAUAAUUUUAAAAAACACCGUUCUCAAUGUACUCUACUAA
Molecule: messenger RNA, 772 nt
Organism: Osmia lignaria (orchard mason bee)
Lineage: Eukaryota; Metazoa; Arthropoda; Insecta; Hymenoptera; Megachilidae
Source: RefSeq, a predicted model, not a curated record